AUGUUUGUCAUUAAAUCAAAGGAGUUAAAAACAAAUGUUAAUGUCGUAAGUGAGGAUAUUGUUGGUGAUCCGGCUUCUCUUAAAAUUGAAGAUGAAACAAAAUUUUUUUAUAAAUCAAAAAUUUACACUGGCCGCGUCAUUAAGAAAACUGAUCCCAAACUAAAACGCAAGAGAGACAAAAAAAGAAGUUACUCUCCUUCGGAUUAUGAUAAGAAAUCCAACAAAUCAAAGGAAAAUGAUAAACAAGCUAAGAAAUCAAAAAAGUUAAAAAAAGAUGAGUCCAGUUCAUCUAGUGAAAACUCGGAAGAUGAUAGUAAAUCUAAAAAGGAUGAAGUGUCCGACAUUAGUUCAUUAGAAGAUUCAACCGAAAAUCUUGAAAAGCCAAAAAGGACUGGAAAGGUAGAUAAACACUCUAGUCGUAGAGACGAUUCAUCCGAUCGUUCGGCCCUUAACAAGAAAGACUCUCUACCUAAAGAGGGAAAAAAUACAUCCUCAAAGACUGAUUCGCCUUCGGCUUGUGAAAACUCUACACGGGAAAGUACGAAAAAUGAUGAGGUAGAUAACAAUGGCAGAGAGUUAGAAGUUCAACAAUCAAGUUUAGACAAUGAUGAUCAUCUCUUGGGCGUUGCGAGUGCCGAUAUGGUCCUGUUAAAAAAUAACAUUUACGUGAAAAAGACCGUGUUAGAUACAGCAAAACGUACAUCUUCUCAAGCAUCGCACCUUGCAAGACAACUAUUAGAAGGGGUGAUAAAAGCAGAAAUCUUACAACGCAGCACUUUAACCGGAAAGGCAAUGAGGGGAAAGAAAGAUCCAAACGUUUUACCGUUGCAUGGAGGUGCCAAAGAUGCCAUCGUUGCGUAUGCUCAAGAAAUAGCUCGGGAAAAACAUUGGACGGCUCAGGAUGUUAAAACUAUUGAGAAAAGUAUAGGUCAGAAACUUACGGAAAUCAGAAAUGCACACAAGAAAAAUCUGGAAAUUCGUCAAGCUUAA
Cotesia congregata is the source of this 990-nucleotide messenger RNA. The record is from the annotation of a GenBank genome assembly. NCBI's taxonomy places the organism in Eukaryota, Metazoa, Arthropoda, Insecta, Hymenoptera, Braconidae.